Ciona intestinalis (vase tunicate) is the source of this 6983-nucleotide messenger RNA. Lineage: Eukaryota; Metazoa; Chordata; Ascidiacea; Phlebobranchia; Cionidae. The record is from RefSeq and is a predicted model, not a curated record.
CAGCGUUUUACCAUUAUCGAUUUAAGGUUUCAAAAAUCGAUUUUUUUGGUUAUCACAGCAGCCCUCGGUAGAUUUGCGUCUUGUGUGUCCAGCAACUGUAUAGUGUUUAAAUUAUAAAAGUAGUGUGGUUUACAGUGUAGUUGUGGUUUACCGCAUAGUGAAAACAAUGUCGACAAGAGAAGAAUACUUUUCAAAGAAGUUGGUAUACUUGCAAGACUGCUACAGUAGAUUACAAUGGAGUUCAGGCAAUGCACCAACGGUGUCCGACAUAUCAGCUGCUAUUAAGUAUUUCAAUAAAGCGUUGCUUAGUAUAAUGAAGGAAGUCACAGAAAACCAGAAAGAUUUAAUUAGUGUCACCAACACAACUUAUUCCAUCAGUUCGUAUAUUUGCUUUAACAAAGUGAAUUACACUUAUCCGUGUUUGGAUUACUUUACCUUCUUUAAUACUGUUGUCUCAAUGAUGGGAAAACUUCCUUAUCUGCAUUCUGGCCAUGAAGAUAUGUCUGUAAUGUUGAUGGAAGGUAUAUGUCUUGUUACAAUGUUUUUGGAAGAAAAGGCAAGGGCCACUGUUCCACUGACUGUUGCAGGUUUAAUCACCGAGCUAUGUUGGAGCACUACUUACAUCUUAAUACAAGAGUAUAUUGUAAAGACGCUCUGUAAUUCUAUUCUACCCUGCUGCUUGGGGUUGAUGACAGACAAUAAAAAUUUAAAAAGUUGUUUUGAUACGUUACCUGCUGUUAUAUCUGUCGUGUUAGAUGGUGUACAAAAUGUAUCGCUUCAUUUUCGUGUUAUUGAAACAAUCAUGUUGUUCAAGCAAGAUGUUUGGUUGGACUUGAUGUCUGUGAUAUCCUAUGGUGGAGGCAAAGGAAAGGCUUAUGCAGUUCAACUUCUAUUCCACUACUGGCCAUUUCUACAUUCUGCACCUACGGAACACACUACACCUUCUCAAUAUUCAUGCAGCAUGGUGUCCUGUACGAAUCUGCAGUGCAAAUCACCACCAAACAACAAUGCUGCAACAUUAUUGAUUUUGGAUCAAUCUUUAUCGACUAAGUUUGCGAAUUCCCCCCCACCCCUAUAUUUAUGCUAUGCUUGCUCACAGACAAUUGGUCACAAAUCUGAAGUUUUACCUUCUUUAGAAGUGAUGCUUCCAACUGAAAACAUAAGCUUUAACUGUGAAAAUAAGCACUGCUUAUCAAACGAUCCAACUGCCACAGUAAUCCUUUGCAGCAGCCAGAAGAAAUACUUAAAUGCUCAUAAUGAAAAAGCUGUUAAACACUUUAGUUAUACAUGGAACCGUUUGGAAAAUCGUGCAACCAGAUACUGUGAUGAAUGUUUUUGCAAUCUUAGAAAUGUUCUUCAGCAUCUAAACUUAAUAACUCAAGUAUCACCAAUAUGUGUCUGGGAAACAGACUCAACCACCAUGCAGACUGUUAUAAAUGCAAUUGAAAGCCUCCUUAUUGAAACUAGUGGCCAAACUUCAGCAAAAUAUCUUGAUGAUGAUUCAGCAAGUUCAAUAAAACUUUCAAAAAUUUCCUUCCGAGAUUCCAAUGCUACAACAACUCAACUACCAUUUAUUGAAGCUAAUUAUGUUUAUCCCUGUGUUGCUUGCUGUGAAAACAUCGGUGGUCAGAAUGACUUACUUGGUCAGUUUGGAGUUUGGUUGCUUGUUCUACUCUGUCCACCUAAAGAAAACAUCUGUGAGAAACUUGCUAUGCAACUCAUAUCAACAAUAUUAUGCUGGUACGGAACAACUUCCUGCUUGAAGGCAGGUGAAUUUGGCAGUCGACUGGAAAGUUUAAAACCCAAGUAUCUUCAUCCCUGGUUGGAAAAGAUGUGUGAGCUUUACUCUGAUGUGGUGGUCGCAAUUCUAUCCCCAAAUCCAUCACAGAACUCUCGAGUUAGAGGAUACUGGGAUUCAAUUCAACCUUUGUGGAAACAUUAUGAAGAUACUCUAACACUGAUAGUAUGCUUGUCUUCAUAUUCUAUUAUCAGGUUAGACAUGUGGAAACGUUUGAUGCCCUUGUGGCUAGCGGCUCUUAAUGAUAACAUUCCCUCUGCUGAUUUGAUACAGCUCAAACCUGUGUUGACUACAUUACUUGAUCCUCAACUUUCACCAUUAUCAUUCGAUGCAAAAGACAUGUUUGGGUUUAUAUUCAAUCGUUUCAAUCAACAUACAUUAUUAGCAUAUGAGGAUUCCCUUGAAUGGUUACAGGUGCUAACUGAAACUGAAGUCUUUCUUCCUCUUGAAAUACUUAGCUCUGUCUUUUGUGACGUGAAGUUGGUUUAUGAUGUAAACCAAUUUUCUGAGUCAGCACAUUCCCUGCACGCUCUUAAUGUUGAUUGUAGUUUUAAAGAAAUGAAGGAAGACAUGACAAACAUUUGCAAACUUGAAUCAAUAUUUGAAUCAAUGAACAUUGUUUGCAACAAUUCAUGCUCUGGUAGAGACUUGAAGGACAUGUUUUCUUCAUCUGCAACCAAUGAUGGAAAGAGAUCUGGAAUGUGGAUUUCAUUUCCAACGGCAAAAAUAGUUAAAUCACCAUCUUUUGUUAAAAGUCGUAGAUCAUCAAGCAGAUGUCAACGUUUUACGAGACUUGACUUGGAUAUAAAAACACAAGAAGCAAAUUCAGUAUUGUCAUCCACAAAUGACAAAAUGUUAAAUUUUACUCACACCUUAAUUUGUUACGUGGAUAUGCUGGAUGUAGUUUACCAACAGAUUCAGCUUCAAGAAUAUGCAAGCCAUGAAACUUUUAAAACAAACAAUCCUUCUUUAUAUGAAAGUUUGUUAUUAUUAUUAUCAAAGCUGGUUUUUCAUACACUUGAAGGAAAAGUUUCGCUUAAGCCCCCAUAUUCACAAACCUUAAUUGAUGCAAUGUCCGAAUUAUUUCAAUUGUUCUUUCUACUCCUGAGUUAUAUUCUACCAGAGGAAGAAAGUGAUUGGCCCAGUAAGCCUAUAGAAGAUCAAUUAAAGCCGACCAAAAUUUCUGAACUUGGUGUCGAUUCAUUUGAUCGUUUUUCAAUUUCUGUGAAACUGCUUUAUGGGAUGAUCAAGGUUUUAAAUGAACCAACAGAUCCAAACACAACCUACCAUCUUAUAAGGUGUAUUUCAGUUUUAUGUUUGAAAGCUAAUUUAUUGGUAAAUAUAUCGGAGAUUGAAGAUGAUGUGAUGAGAGAAUUUGAAUACAGGCUCUUCUUUCCAAGUAUAUGGAAAUAUGUCGACCUGGGACACACAGAUACAACCAAACUACUUGUCCCAGUUCUACUGAGAGCCUCUGUCCAUUUAAAACUUGGUCUCUUAUCACUGCUUGAAUUACUUGACGUAUCAUAUGUUCAAACUGAAGCAGCUCAGCAUGUGGAUGGGUUACCAUGGGUGCCACAAUUUACUACAAUUAAUCGGAUACAAGCUAUAUUGAUGUGCAUUGAUGACGUCAUCAUUAAUCUACGUUCAUCAAUUACAUACAUUGUGACAUACUCAAUUAUUUUGUUGUUCUCGGCUUUUGAUGAGACAAACACAGCUGUAAGCGUGAAAGCAAAGAUGGUGUUUGAAACAUUGAGUGUUGCAUCUCUACAGGUCAUUUAUAAAUGCAUGGAACAUGAGUUUGACGAAUCUGUGAAAGACAGACAGAUCUUGUUGACAACUUUCUUAAGAUUACAUCUUGUGCGACCUAAUACCAAAGCAAUUUCAUUUUCCUUCUUCUCCAAAAGAAUGGAUAUUUUGUCAGCGGAAGCAGCAUAUUACAAAAAACUUGGACAAAAUUUUCCAUUUCCUGUUGGUGCUUGUAGUCAGAAGACGCUACUUAAUAAUGAUAGAUUAAGUACGAAAGUUAAACAAGUCCACAGGAAUCUUCAUUCUUCUUUACCAAUUAUUAAUAGAUUGGCUUCUAGGAAUGGAACACAGAAGUCAGAUGACACAAGUGCAAAUGAGUUGACCUUGUUUGAGGAGCAACUUAACUACAACACUGUUCACCAACUUAUAUACGCCAUGUGCAGAUACAUGAUCGAUUGUAAAAAAGAAGAAAUCACUUCAUCAAAAUUUUUUCGUGUGUUUCUUCAUCAGUUUCAGUCAAUAUUUAGUUACAGUGAACAUAUGUCUUAUUUCACUUGCACACCUGCAGUGUUAAGAUCUUGCAUUGGAUUGUCAACAUUUUUGCUUAAUUUGCCAUUGAUACUUGACCAUAACAUGAAUCUUGGAAACGUGAUUCUACCAAUGGUGCUAUCUCUGCUUGAACAUGUGACAAGUAGCGGCUCCUCAACCAAAGACAUGGAGUUAGAGCCAAGAUCUUUGAACUUUCUCUUAGAUUCUUGCAAAUCAUCUUGGCUGUUAUGUAUUCAGAUUAUACUUUACAAGUAUGAAGUGUCUGAGAGUGUACAACGGAACCAACUCCAAAGAUUGAUGCGAGUUUGCUUAAACACGCUUGAGUCAGAAUUCCAUGGAUGUACAACUGAUUGCCUGAAAAUUGAAGCUUAUUCCAAUGAAGGAGAUGCAAAAAUACGAAUCAAUACAGUUUCCCCACAAACUACGAAUACGAGGAAGACAGUCAGAGACCUGGCUGACAAUGAGGAUCAAACAUUUUAUAGCUCUAGUCCACCUGCUUACAAAGAUCUUGAUUCUUAUGACAGCUUCAAUGUGAAUCAUUCACUGUCAUCUGCUCAUCAAACCAAUAUAUCUGACACUGUUAUGAAAAGUUUUGCGAAUUUAAAUCAUUGGAAUGAGGCUUUGGCAAGUGGACUGCACUGUAAUUUUGAUUCAAAUAAAACUAAACAAAGCAAAACAAAUUCAAGAUUUGAUCAAGGAGAAGCCACCAAUAGAAAAGUUGAUGAAUUGUCUCAAGAGAAAAGAAGGCGGGAAAAUUUGUCACAUAUAUCAGUAAGAUGCAUUCACUGCAAAGAAAACAUAACUGAAUCAAACAAGGACACAAUUUCUAUAUGUAUUGUUAACUUGUGUCAAUUUGUGAGAUUUGAUGCAAGUCUUGCAGUUCCAUCAAUUCCACGAAUACUUGCACAGUUAGUCAAAGUAGCUGAACCAUUAUGGGAUGAAAACCCUAUCUCAACAACAGGCAGCUCUGCAUUUGAAAGUUCAGCUCACAUGGCUAAACAAUCUAUUCGCUGCAUCCUGCACCAACUGGCUGAAAAUCAUAUUUUCUCACGAUUAUUUCUUGUGUCAUUCCAAUCAGGUGAUCAUUUCAUCCCAGUGUUAAUGACCUGUCUGCGAGGAUACUCAGGUUUACAUCAUGUUGAUGUGUUAAGAUAUGUGUUGGAGGGGCUUCCUGAUGAUCUUUCUGAAUUAAAUUCAACUGUGUUAUCAAGGCUGUUAACGAACUUAGCAACGUACCUUCAAUACUUGCCACAUGAUGCUCCCAACAAUCAGUGGCAACCUGUGGUUAACUCAUUCGCUUUGUUUUUCUUAAAAAUGCAAAGUUAUUUACAGAAGUUUGAAAUGAAAUCAUUUGAUAAUCUCCUUAACAUUAUGAUAGCAUUAUUAAAUGCACAUGCUUAUCUUACAUUGAAGCAAUCAUUGCUUGAACCAUUUUCCAAAGUAUUAACAAUGUUGAUACCAUCAAGUCAUUUCUCUGUGGUUACCUUUCACGAGCUCUGUACUACCACCAAUAAAAUAUUUAACAAGGACAGAGACAAGCUGUUUAUAACUCGACUUGCAAUUGCCAAACUUAUCGCAUCACUUAAGCUAAGUUGCUCAAUCAGUGAAUGCAACUUGCUGCUUCUACUACAGUUUGUGUUGCUUGAUUCUGGCAGUUCAGUUAAUCCUCGCACCAUGUUUCAUUUCCUUUCAAUGAAAGUUUUAUCCAAAUCAAAGGGACCAAGUUAUGCCAUGGAAUGCAUGAAAGGACACUUGUCUGAUUGUCUGGAUAUUCUUUCAGAUGAACAAUUUCUGACUAAGAUUGCUGAUAAGUUGAACAACCAUACAAACUGUUGCACACUUGAUAUGUCAUGCACUGAUAGCGGAAGAUCUCAUAUUAAACUUGCUAUUGCUCAAAUUGUAGCUGGAAUGUUAUGUCAGAAAACUCUGAAUUCAAGUUUUCCAUGGUUGUUUCAGCCUCCAUCGACUAUGCAGUAUGGCUUGAAAGAAUACAAUGAUUGCGUAACUCACAUCAAACGGUUGUCAUGGAUACUACUUGGAACACUCAGCCACCUUGGGUUGCAACAAUUUCCUGAACGAACAUUAUGGCAACCUGUUCCAUUUGAAACUGGUCCAAAUUUGUCAAAUAUAUUGCAAGUAAUAUUUGCAGGGUACUUGGAACAUAAUAAGGCAAGAUAUUCAUCAAAUGAGCAGGAAAUAAAGAUUAGCAUGGGAGCGUUGUUUUACUCAUUCUUAUUUUGCCAGUUAUGGACUGUCUACUGUGAGCAACUCUCUUUCUACCUUCCAUCACAAGCUAGUAGUGGUGUGACAGGCUCUGUUAGCAUUGGUAAUAGUUACAACCCCAUAAAUGAACACGCCACACCAGCUAUUUUACUACUAGAAUUCUGGAGCCGAGUUACACCAAGUAUAUUGGUAUUGUUAGAACAAGAUGGGCCGAUUUCAAAAAAUGGACAUCGUCACAUAGCAAGCCUUAUUGAGUGUUUACGAAAAUAUGAUUCAUCAAUUCUGUUUAAGCUUCAACCGAUGUGGACACCAUUAUUAAACUUACAGCCGUUAGUGAAAAAGUGGUCAGCCGAUGAACUUAGAGCAUAUCACAACUUUAAUUCAGCUUGUUCAUCAAGUGAUGACAAACAGAAGAACAAUUCAAAAUUAAAUUCAGAAAAUAUUUUAUCAAUUGUUGAAGACAUCAAGGGAAGAUUAAUUCAUAUCGAAAGUGAUAAUGGACUCUACAUUGUUUAAAAUCAUUCCUUAUUGCAUGUAGCUUUAUCGUGGGUAAAAAUCAUUAUCAUGGUAGUGUUUAGAGUCAUUUUGUGUAGAAAACUGUUGCCAGCAUGAAAUAGAUGUAAGGCUGUGUAAAUUUAUUCCGUAUUUUAAAAUCCUACUUUGGUCA